Molecule: messenger RNA, 792 nt
Organism: Thunnus maccoyii (southern bluefin tuna)
Lineage: Eukaryota; Metazoa; Chordata; Actinopteri; Scombriformes; Scombridae
Product: prostasin-like
Exons: 4
Coding region: 16-792 (258 amino acids)
Biological process (GO): proteolysis
Molecular function (GO): serine-type endopeptidase activity
Source: RefSeq, a predicted model, not a curated record
AACAGAGAGUGGGUGAUGUCUGCUGCCCACUGCUUUACCAGUACAAGCACAUUUGGGUGGCAGAUUUUCUUAGGUCGGCAGAAUCAGGAGGGUUCUAAUCCAAACCAAGUGUCCAGAACUGUUGCCAGAAUCAUUUUGCAUCCAAACUAUGACAGCAACACCAGCAACAACGACAUCGCUCUACUCAGACUCUCUUCACCAGCUGAAUUCACAGACUACAUCAGACCUGUGUGUCUGGCAGCCAGUAGCAGCGUGUUCAACAACGGUACUGAUAGCUGGGUCACUGGCUGGGGAGCAGUCAAGGAGGGAGUGCCUUUACCUUCUCCUCAAACUCUACAAGAGGUGGAGGUGCCAGUUCUGGGAAACAGACAGUGUAACUGUCUCAAUGGAGUCGGCACAAUCACAGACAACAUGAUCUGUGCUGGUGUUCUGGCAGGAGGCAAAGACUCAUGUCAGGGUGACUCAGGAGGUCCAAUGGUGAACCAGCAGGGCUCCGUCUGGGUCCAGUCUGGAAUCGUUAGUUUUGGUUUUGGCUGUGCUCGGCCCAAUCUGCCAGGAGUCUACUCCAGAGUGUCCAGUUACCAGUCCUGGAUCAACUCCCACAUCACAUCUGAUAAGCCAGGCUUUGUCCAGUUCAGCUCCAGUGGGCUGGAUGCUGACAGCAGCUACACCUGUCCUGGCCUGCCACCUCCUGUCAUCACUAUUACUACUACUGAUGCUACUGGUACAGCAGGACCAGAUGUUACAACGGCAGAACCAGUAUCCAGCAUGUCAAGUGCUGAAUGUAAGUAA